Messenger RNA from Eimeria necatrix, 798 nucleotides. Its product is annotated as Spt5-like transcription initiation protein, possible, related. NCBI's taxonomy places the organism in Eukaryota, Apicomplexa, Conoidasida, Eucoccidiorida, Eimeriidae. Gene Ontology annotation, cellular component: DSIF complex. Gene Ontology annotation, biological process: regulation of transcription by RNA polymerase II; regulation of DNA-templated transcription elongation; transcription elongation by RNA polymerase II. The record is from RefSeq and is a predicted model, not a curated record. Gene Ontology annotation, molecular function: mRNA binding. The transcript has 6 exons. Bases 1 to 798 code for a protein of 265 amino acids.
AUGAGUAAAGAGGAAGAAGAGGCCUCUUCCUCUUCUUCUGCUGCAGAAGACAGCAGCGGCAGCAGCAGCUCGGACUCCGAGUCGGGCGAGCAGCAGCAGCAGCAGCAGCAGCAGCAGCAGCAGCAGCAAAGAGAGAAAAAGAGUAAAAGCAAAAGCAAAAGAGCAGCAGAAAAAACAAAAAGCAAACGGCAGCAAGCGAGAGAAAGAGCAGCAAAACGCAGAAGGGGAGUCAGCGCUUUCCUCGAUGUCGAGGCGCAGGUUGGAGAUGAAGAAGAAGAAGAAGAACUCGACGAAUUCAUAGACCCUAGCGAAGCCCGCGAGGCUUCGCGGUUAGCAGCAAAAGCAGCAGAAGCGCGGCGGCUGUCGCAGCAGCAGCAGCAGCAGCAGCAGCAGCAGCAGCAGCAGCAGCAGCAGUGGGGCCGCCGCGGCGGCUCCGCCCAUCUCGUUUCUGCUAUUGACUCUCUCACGAGAAGAUAUCAAGACCAAUCUUUUGAAGAAGGAGAAGAAGACGAAGAUGACUUCGACGACGCAGAGGCCCUCGACUAUGACGAAUCCGCUGAGGCCAACAUCCUGCCGGACAUGCGGGACCCCAAGUUGUGGAUGGUUCGUUUGAAUAAGAGCGGGACGGAGCGGCAAGAAGUAAUUGCCAUUUUAAAUAAAUGUUUUCUUCACGCCAAGCAAGGAGUGGAUUUGCAAAUUUAUUCUGUCUUCGCCUCCGAUGACACCAAAGACUACCUCUACGUGGAGGCCGAGAGCCAGUUCGCAGUCAAAGAAGCUCUUCGAGGGUUUAGGAAUUAG